GUCAGAUUGAGUCCUGAUGAAAUUUCACAGUAACUUUUGAGACAAUAUGAGCUUCAAUUGAGCGUGUGCUGAACUGCGGGAAUAAAAAUCCCAUUUGGAUCGCCAGCCUGGUAUCACUUCUCGGUAGCCAGCGAGCUUAACGACCAACAGUUUUCAAGUGUAGCCCAGUGCAACUGAUCAUCAUCGGUCGUGCGGAAGAAUCCGAAAACCAAGAUAAUGAGACGCAUUUGAAUGCCGACUUGUCGUCCGACUGACGGUGUUGGCAAUAACUGCACCUGAGACCAACCAACAACGCGAGAUGGAUGGAAAUUGCAAUUGUCACCCUUGACGGUGCGCGAUCUAUCGACAUCAGGAGAGGAAAAUGUGCGAGUGUUGAAUUUUAAGUGCUAUCGAGACCUGUGCUGUGGGCUUAACCGAUAACUCAUUAUGUGAGCCGUGCUGUGUUUACGUGUUGUGUAUGUGUAUGUGAGUGUGUUGCUGGUACGACUGGUUCUGAUUGUUCGGGCAAGUCCCCGACUUCUAACGUGAGGUAAUUCCACCAGCUAAUAGUAAGCUUUGAUUUGCUUCAUUAACUAUGCAGAAAAUUAUGAUCAGCAUGUAAUACACAAAAAGUUAAGCAGAAUUUUGCCAUACGGCGCGCGAUCAACGACAUUCGUGCCGUUCGUUGAAUGAAUAAUUAUUGUCUUAAUAGACUACGAACAGCCCUGUUUGAUCGGCGGUGCAACGGUGCGUAUUUCCAAGCCACAGUCGCUUUGGUUCGACUUAUGCGCCCAUGGGAGGAAAACCGUAAUUAAGACCUCUCCGCCCGCUCGACCGUCGUCAUCCGGAGACAUUCUUGCUGGCCAUAUUGCUGAAUAAAAGAUUUGACAUCGUUUGAUUGAUUCAAUUUGGUUCGAUUUGUUCGAAUCGCAUGACCUGUCUCUGUUCGGGCGAAUGGAUGAUGGUAAUGGCGAACAACGCUGCUGCAGUGCCGAUUUCACCGGAAACCCAGUUCGAGAUUUGCAAUUAAAAAUAACCCAACGCCGUCCGCCGAUGAACCGUUUCCCGCGAUUGUUACGAAACUCCCCCAUCCCGGACGGUUGAACGGUUGUUGUGAAAGUUAUAAAUGUGACACGAUCGAGAAUUAAUGGAACGCUUCUCAACGAUGCAUGCUCGGCUAACUGGCGUGUGUGUGUGAGUGUACUUGUGCUGAAGAAAGUAAUGAAAAAUAAUUGAAAUGUUCAAACAAUAUCAACGACACAAGUGAAAGAGACAACAAUUUUGGUUAAAAAUUCAUUAACUCAAGUCACCGGUGGGUGGUGUCAUGGCGACGCAAUGAUGAUGAAGAAGAAGUGAAGUGAACGAAUAGAUCUAGCUCAGUGUAUUGCACAUUAAGUAUAGAAAUUAUGACACCUCCAAACGGCGUUACAGCUACUAUAAUAGUGAUUAGUGAGCACCCACGUGACGUGAAUAGUAAAAUUAUAACGACCGUAAAAUGCGUCGAUGCAUUCGACGGUAGCCGCGUACUGAAUCGCUAAUCUUUACCACCUGCUGACAGGAUUCCGAGGGGGAAGAAAACGUUUUACGCGUUUAGUUGCGGUUAUUUGUGCUGGAAAACAGAUGCAUCAGAUCGUAAACAACCACCGACGAAAAAUUACAGAGCCAUCAUCACAAAGCUCGCCCGCACCCACGGCGAAACAGGACAAGCAAAACGAAUAAAAACCAACACAAUUAACCCGUACUACAAAUAGCACCGGGAAUUCGCAGAACACGCUCCUGCACGGAAGACCGGGCAGAUCGUUACCCAGUGAAACGCAACAACGCUCGGCACUGGCACUUGUCGCACAAAUGAAAAUAAGGCAUACAAAUAGACAAGGAAAAUAAACCCCCUGCAAACACGCCAAUAGCGAGUACUAAUCACAUAAAAGGUAGAUUAAAUAGGUCCCUGCUUUGUCAAACCAACCGAGCACCCUCAGAGGAGAGAUAGAUAGCUAGAUAGAUAGAGAGAGCGAGAUGAGUUCAUCCACAACGACGGAUGCGACGGUCAGUUUGCUUGUUCAAAAACGACUCGAAUGUUUAGACACACUCAACGAAACAGUCGAUUCCUCGACACGAGCUGGACUCUUCUGUCGGGGGACCUGGGAUGGAUGGCUUUGCUGGCCGGAUACCGCAGCCGGAACGUCUGCCUAUGCGCUGUGUCCGGCGUUCGUCACCGGUUUUGAUCCCAACAGAUUUGCGCACAAGGUCUGUGAGGAGCAUGGCGACUGGUUCCGGCACCCGUUGACGAACAAAACCUGGUCCAACUAUACAACCUGUAUAAAUUUUGACGAUUUCGAGUGGCGACAACAAGUGAGGACGAUAUACGAAACGGGAUAUUCGAUAUCGUUGAUUGCCCUCGUCCUAUCGCUUGGCAUUCUGAGCUAUUUCAGGUCACUGAAAUGUGCUCGGAUAACGCUACACAUGAACCUGUUCGCGUCGUUCGCCACAAAUAACACACUGUGGCUCCUGUGGUAUCGGAUGGUGCUAGCAGACCCGGAGGUGCUGAGUGAAAACGGGGCACCCUGCAUCGCACUGCAUCUGGUGUUGCACUAUUUUCUGCUGACCAACUACGCCUGGAUGCUGUGCGAGGGUUUUUAUCUGCACACGGUGCUGGUAUCGGCCUUCGUGUCGGAGAAAAAGCUGGUCCAGUGGCUCGUUCUGCUCGGGUGGACCGCACCCGCCAUCGUGCUGACAGUGUACGGCAUCCUGCGGGGUCGCGCCGAUCCGGAUGAUAGGAUACAAUGCUGGAUGAACGAAAGCUCCUACGCAAACGUCCUGGUUGCCCCAGUUUGCAUAUCGAUGCUGCUGAAUCUGCUCUUCCUGUGCAACAUUGUGCGGGUGGUGCUUCUCAAACUAAAAGCCCCGGCGGGACCUCAGGGAACAGGUCCAUCCCGAACGAUACUGCAGGCGUUCCGGGCGACCCUGCUACUCGUUCCGCUGCUUGGGCUCCAGUACAUGUUGACCCCCUUCCGGCCGGGACCGGGUCAUCCCUACGAGCGGGCGUACGAAACGAUAUCCGCAUUCACGGCUUCAUUCCAGGGUCUAUUCGUAGCCGUCCUGUUUUGCUUCUUCAACGGAGAGGUGAUCGCACAAGUGAAGCGGAAGUGGCGAACCGUGUUCCUGCGGACGCGAACCAAUUCCUACACGGCGACGCAAGUGUCCUUCGUGCGCUGCGGUCCUCACGUUCCCGGCGAGGAAAAGGUCUGACUAAAGGAGUACGGCAGUGGCAGAAACAACGACAACGGCAACCGAAAGCGACAAACCACCGACGAACCGAACUACUGCCCCCGCAAUGGGCACAGCCCUACCAACAACGCAACGAUGACAACGACUAUGUGCACGGCGAACACCACCGAAUCCAGGAUCAAUGGGUCUCCCAGUCUGGACGCGGCUGGUGGGCACGGUGCCUGGCGGAGAAGAACUUCGAUCGACUGUAGACACGUGAAACUGCCAUUGCUGGAUGCUGCACAACACGACGAAAGGAUGAUCCACGAAGAAGAUAACAUCCCAGCGAAACUUCUGAACGAACCGGCGCCGGCCGAUGAAGUGUUGUAAUAGCUGUUACGAUAACCACAUGCCGAUAUUUAGCCAAAUGUAUUUUCUAAAGUGAUAAUCUAGCGUACGUAGUCUUCUGAUGGUAGCUGAAUUUUUUGUACUCAAAUACAAUAAACUUAUGUAAUGUGGAUGGCAACAUUGCUUAACUUAGCGGUACAAUAUGUCGAAAGCGCUUCAAUUUUAGUAGUUGACUCUACCUGUGUUUGCAGGUCUAUGUGAUCACGUUCCUAAAUAAACGAAACGAACCGUUCAA
Molecule: messenger RNA, 3826 nt
Organism: Malaya genurostris
Lineage: Eukaryota; Metazoa; Arthropoda; Insecta; Diptera; Culicidae
Gene: Dh31-R
Product: calcitonin gene-related peptide type 1 receptor
Exons: 13
Biological process (GO): cell surface receptor signaling pathway; adenylate cyclase-modulating G protein-coupled receptor signaling pathway
Cellular component (GO): plasma membrane
Molecular function (GO): calcitonin receptor activity
Source: RefSeq, a predicted model, not a curated record